CAACGUAAACAAAUCUUGGUCAUUCAAACUUUAAGAUAAGCAUUGUGGGUUUAUUGUUUUCGUCGUCUCUGAUAGGGGAAACAAAAUGGCACUCAUCUCAACGUGUCAACUGCUUCUGUUAAUUCUUUUGGAUAUCUUUGUUUCUUUAAGUUACGGAAAGACCCUAGUUUUACUUGAUAAUGCUAGUAUUAAAGAGACUCAUUCUAUUUUUUUCAGCAAACUUUCUGAUCUUGGACAUGAGCUAGUUUUCAAAAAUGCAGAUGACCCAAGUUUAGCUUUAAUUAAACAUGGAGAAUAUUUGUAUAAACACUUGGUUAUAUUUUCACCAUCUGUUGAAGAGUUUGGUGGCUCACUGGAUGUACCAGCUAUUACAAGUUUUAUUGAUAAUGGUGGAAAUGUGUUAGUUGCUGGUAGUUCAUCAAUUGGAACUCCACUUAGAGAACUUGGUAGUGAUUGUGGAAUAGAAUUUGAUGAAGAAAAGACUUCUGUAAUUGAUCACCAAAACUUUGAUGCUACAGAUGAUGGCUCACACACUACGAUUCUGGCAGAUUCCUCUAACUUAAUCAAAUCAAACAUUUUACUCCCUUCAUCUGUCGAUUCACCUUUAUUGUUUAAAGGAGUUGGUAUGAUUGCAGAUUCAGAUAAUCCUCUUGUAUUAGAAAUUUUAACAGCUUCUUCAACGGCUUAUUCUUACUUUCCUGAUGAAAAAAUUACUGAGUAUCCAAUGGCUGUCGGAAAAAAUACAUUACUAAUUGGAGGACAGCAAUCUAGAAAUAAUGCUCGUGUUGUAUUUUGUGGUUCGUUAGAUUUCUUUAGCGAUAAAUUUUUUAUGUCUGGUGUGCACAACGCUGCUGAUCCAAACUCUAAGUUUUUCGUUCAAUCUGGAAAUAUGAAAGUUGCAUUAGAUGUUGCUGGUUGGACAUUUCAGUCUCAUGGUGUUAUUCGUGUUAGUGAAGUAAAUCAUCGCUUAGUUGGUGAAACAAGUCCACCUGCUGCAUACAUUAUCAAUCAGCAAGUUGUUUACAGUAUAAAGAUAGAGGAACUAUCACAUGGUAAAUGGAUACCUUUUCAAGCAAAAGAUGUUCAAAUGGAAUUUUUUCGUAUUGAUCCUUUCAUUAGAACAAGUCUUACUCCUUCUAAAAAUGGCGUCUUUAGCGUGCAGUUUCAGUUACCCGAUGUUUAUGGCGUGUUUAAAUUUAAAGUUGAGUAUGAUAGAAUCGGAUAUACUUACCUGUUUAGCUCCACUCAGGUUUCUGUGCGUCCGAAACAACAUACUCAAUAUGAACGAUUUAUUGUAUCAGCUUAUCCUUAUUAUGCGUCUGCUUUCAGCAUGAUGAUUGGCAUCUGCAUUUUUAGUGUUGUGUUUCUUCAUAACAAAGAUAAUCAAAAAGUCAAAGACGAAUAGUAUAUAGUCAACAAUUUUCGAAUUUUAAAGCGCUUUUUUACUGCAGUAGUUGUUAUUCAGUUUUUAAUUUUGAUCUUUUUUGAGCGGUUUAGAGCAUAUUAUGCAGGUUAUAGGAACUCGGUGUAUCUUCAGUUUUUACUUAAUGUGUAAAUUAUUCAAAUUGUGAGCAAAAAAAAAUUAGCAAAAAUGGAUUCAAGAAGCAUAUUAUUUUCAUAAAAGAAUAAGUUUGUAUAUUGAAA
Molecule: messenger RNA, 1644 nt
Organism: Hydra vulgaris (swiftwater hydra)
Lineage: Eukaryota; Metazoa; Cnidaria; Hydrozoa; Anthoathecata; Hydridae
Product: dolichyl-diphosphooligosaccharide--protein glycosyltransferase 48 kDa subunit
Cellular component (GO): endoplasmic reticulum membrane; oligosaccharyltransferase complex
Source: RefSeq, a predicted model, not a curated record